AUGGACGUAUGUGGUCUUCAGCGAUUUGGGGGAGCUCCCUGGAAGUUCACAGCAGAGAAAAGUGACGUGGAGGCUGUGGAAGCUCUCAUGUUUAUGAGCAGCCGGUGGAAGCCUGAGCCCAGAAGCUACAUUGAUCUAAGGCCAAUCACCCCAGCGUCUGAUCUCUCCGAGAACGAAGACAGCAUGAUCACAGCUGACUUCAACACCAUGCCGGCUUUUUGCCUGACCCCACCAUACAGCCCAUCCGAAUUUGAAAUGCUACAUUCCCCAAGCAUCAAUCCAGCAUCUCCAUGUAUGGAGAAGAGCAGGCCUGUCACCAGCACAACCCCAACUACUUCAGCUCACAAUGCACUGAGCCAUCCAAAAGCCCAGGCAACGAGCGUUAUCCGCCAUACUGCGGACGCAGAGUUCUGCAGUCAACAUUUGUUUACACCAAGGAAUUGUGAUGGUCAUGAAACAAACAUUAGCACUCGGCAGCAAAGUUCUGUCGUGCAGUCUGGUGACACUACAGCGUCUCUUUCUGAGCAAUUCAAGACAGAAAUGCAGGUUCUGCCUGCCUUCUUGCCUGCAAAUAGUACUUAUGGUAGUGUUCCUCUUCAGGCCUGUAAUGGCAAGCCCAGUUCCAGUGAUGCCUGUGUUAUUCCAGUGCAGAUUCCAUCACCCCCAGUGUUGGUGUCCACACCUGUAACACCAAAUGCAUUGCCGCAGGUGCCAGUCCUUUGUCAAAUGGUCCCCUUUUCUUCAAGCAAUUCAGUGCUGACAACAGUGGUGGCAAGCACUUCCGCCCAGACCCCAGCAGUCAUGCAGCCUGUCUUCUACAUGGGAGCGCAGGUGCCUAAAGGAACUGUGAUGUUCGUGAUGCCCCAGCCAGUAGUGCACAAUACAAAGACUAUGUUGACCAGUGGCACCAGAUUGUCACCAAUAGCACCAGCACCAGGAAUUUCUGCUUCGGAGGCCAAGUUUCCAUCACCUAUGGAUGCAUCACGCAUAAGAAGCCACGUUUGCAACCAGCCUGGGUGUGGAAAGACGUACUUUAAGAGCUCUCACCUGAAAGCCCACAUGCGAACACACACUGGAGAGAAACCCUUCAAUUGUAGUUGGGAAGGCUGUGAAAGAAAGUUUGCUCGCUCUGAUGAACUAUCCCGACACCGUCGCACACAUACAGGAGAAAAGAAGUUUGCAUGUCCAAAAUGCGACCGGCGCUUUAUGCGCAGUGACCACCUGACCAAGCAUGCCAGGCGUCACCUGUCUAACAAAAAGCUACCUACCUGGCAGAUGGAAGUCAGCCGGUUAAGCGACGUUGCUCUGCCACAAUCCUCAGCUCCUGUCCAGUGA
Molecule: messenger RNA, 1335 nt
Organism: Staurois parvus
Lineage: Eukaryota; Metazoa; Chordata; Amphibia; Anura; Ranidae
Source: the annotation of a GenBank genome assembly